Molecule: messenger RNA, 4608 nt
Organism: Acanthochromis polyacanthus (spiny chromis)
Lineage: Eukaryota; Metazoa; Chordata; Actinopteri; Pomacentridae
Gene: cacnb3b
Product: calcium channel, voltage-dependent, beta 3b
Exons: 14
Coding region: 391-1557 (388 amino acids)
Biological process (GO): calcium ion transmembrane transport; chemical synaptic transmission; neuromuscular junction development
Cellular component (GO): voltage-gated calcium channel complex
Molecular function (GO): high voltage-gated calcium channel activity; protein binding
Source: RefSeq, a predicted model, not a curated record
AAAAUAGAAAAUCCGACACGAAGCCACAUCAAAUCCCCGGAGAGGGGACCGGGGCUGUGCGAAAAGUGCAGCUCUUGCAUAAUUGAUGAGAAAAGCUGUAAUCUAUCCAUCCGUGUGUCCGUGCGUAUGGCUUUGUGUACAGCCAUUGAUAAUGCCGUGAAUCCCCAAACUGGAGAUUUCUUUAUUUUUUUUAUUUUUUGCAGCGCAGGAGCCGCCGGGGCUUCCCAUCCAGAAGCAGCAGCAGCAGCUUCUCUCCUCUUCUGGGGGAAAUGUUUGGAUGAGGAGCGCUGAUCCGGUGCCUUUAACUGUAAAAAGAACUGUGGCUUUUCUUUCUUUUCUCUUUUUUCACCCAAGUUGGGCUGUGGAGACCGAGAUCCCCGUUAACUGCGGAUGUCCCUGACCAAUUCCAGCGUCUUUCUGCUAAACGAGGGUUCAGCCGAUUCCUACACUAGUCGACCCUCUGAUUCCGACCUGUCCCUGGAGGAGGACCAGGAGGCGUCUCGGCGUGAAGCCGAGCGCCAGGCUCAGCUGCAGCUGGAGAGAGCCAAGUCUAAACCCGUAGCAUUUGCAGUAAAAACCAACGUGAGUUACUGCGGCGCCCUUGAUGAAGAUUGUCCAGUCCAAGGUGCUGCUAUCAACUUUGAAACCAAAGACUUUCUGCACAUAAAAGAGAAAUACAGCAAUGACUGGUGGAUCGGUCGGCUGGUGAAGGAAGGCGCAGACAUCACUUUCAUCCCCAGCCCGGUAAAACUGGAGGCCAUGAGGAUAAAACAAGAGCAGAAAGCAGCAGCAAGGAAAGGAGGGAACGCUCCAUCCAGAGGCUGGAGUUCCACCCCUCCAUCUGCAGCCAAACAGAAGCAGAAACAGACUGAACAUGUGCCUCCAUAUGAUGUGGUUCCUUCGAUGCGACCGGUGGUGCUGGUGGGUCCUUCGCUGAAAGGCUACGAGGUAACAGACAUGAUGCAGAAGGCCUUGUUUGACUUCCUAAAGCACCGAUUUGAUGGCAGGAUCUCUAUUACACGGGUGACUGCUGAUCUGUCGCUGGCGAAGCGCUCGGUACUGAACAAGAAGGCCAUAAUGGAGAGAUCCAACACUCGCUCCAGUCUGGCUGAGGUCCAGAGUGAGAUCGAGAGGAUCUUUGAGCUGGCCAAGUCUCUUCAGCUGGUCGUCCUGGAUGCAGACACCAUCAACCAUCCGGCGCAGCUCCUCAAAACCUCCCUGGCUCCCAUCAUCGUCUACGUCAAAGUCUCCUCACCCAAAGUUCUUCAGAGGCUCAUUAAAUCUCGAGGCAAGUCGCAAAGCAAACACCUCAACGUCCAGAUGAUGGCAGGAGACAAGCUGGCUCAGUGUCCACCUGAGAUGUUUGAUGUCAUCCUGGAUGAGAAUCAGCUGGAAGACGCGUGCGACCAUCUGGCCGAGUAUCUGGAUAUCUACUGGCGUGCUACUCAUCUCCCCUGUUCUGCCCCAGUCAACCCCUUACUGGACCAAAGUGUGAUCACCCCACCUUCAGCUAACUCCAGCCAACAGUUUUCUGAGACUCAGGAGUUGAUAGAAUGAGCACUGCAGCAGACACAGGAGCCGCCUGUGCUGUCGGCUGGCGUCAAACCAGGAAGUCAUGGAGCAGAGGGACCAGGGCGCCACCAGGGGGCAGCAGCAGCCCUCAUCUCUCCAGAGCCAGCCGCCACCUUCUCCCACCUGGGGGCAACAGAAAUGGGCGUGGGGGGAGAAAGAGCGGGAGGCUGGUGAGCUGGAGGAAGAGCAGAAACCAAAAUGGGGAGAAGAGCCGGAGGAAGGAGAUCUGACCGGCGCUGCAAAAGACAGAGGAGCCUCCGCCUCACUGCUGCCCCCUCGGCCAGAGCUCCCUGCUCCCACCGUCACGCGACAACUCAGGGCCGCUUUGUACAGCUGCACACACUCUGGUACCACAGACCAGAACAGCGGUGCAGUCACCCAUCACCACCUGCCCCUCACUUUACCUUCCACCCCGACCUUAAAGUCCUUCCCUGCUGUCACACUGGAAGCCACGUCCCCACCUGAGCCAGCCCCUGAGUGUUCCAAGUAGCCGUCCAACACACACAUGGGCUGACUCAGCUCUCACUGUAGAGAAGUACGUCAGCAUACAGUGCUGUAGCAAAUCAGAGCCGUCAGUAUAACAUGAAACACAAACAGGAACAUCUUCCCGAUGCAGGGUUUCUGUCUGAUACACCUCACUUCCCUCUCCAGGCCAAAGAGGACGGAGAGCGACAGAAAAUCGAUUCUGUAUGUCUUCCAUCUCCGCAGCUCCCCGCUGAGCUGCCAUUCCAAAUGUUUAGCCAAAUGUUUUCUCAAAGGCGCAACAAUCAGAGUCGUCUCAGUGUCACCAAGGAGCAUAAAAGCGUUCCUCUUCCUUUAUCGUUUGCUUUCACCCCCGGCUCAUCCAGUAGCCUUUUUAUUCCUCCAUUUUUACAACAACUAUCUAUACUACUAACUAUAAUUCAUAUCUCGGUUCUCAGUGUAGCUGAUCGCAUAUCAACAGUAAAGCAAAACCCCAUGUAUACCAAGAACACACAGUCUAUAUGCAUCUUCAUCACAGCUGUGAAUGUAUAAAUGCUGCUCCACUGGCUUAGCGGGGAUUAUUUACAAUAUUUGGUUUGUUUGCAGAUGCUUGGAGGCAAAUCCUGCAACCUGUUCAAUAUCAAUUACAGUUUUAGGAGACAAGAGGCCUCUUCCAACAAAUAAUGCACAGAUUCCAGACAAAUAAAGCUUUAAAAGUAAUAGAAGUUAUCACAUAUCAGUUACUGCACUGUAAUGUCAUUUUCUUAUCCCCACAAAAUUCAUGAAAUUCUCCUUUCUGACAAACUUUAAUCCACCCAAAAGCAUAAUUUGUGGGAUAAGCAGAAGGUUAUUUAUUUACCACAAGUGUGGGCUUUUCCACCCUGAAACAUGGCUAUUAAAUAUUCCGUCCUGAUGUCAGAUUUUAACCAGGUUUCGUACAUUAUUUUUAAAAAACAAUAGUUGCAAUUACCUGCAUUAGCAUAUUUCCCAGUGUUUGAAGGAGAGCAACAUAAGAAAUUAGUGACAGAUUAAACAAACAAAAGAUGACUCUAUAAGAAAACUCAUCAUUAAAUAGAUUUAUUUCACAAUAUCUGUUGAGUAAUAAUUGAAAAUAAAAACAUCACCCAAAGCUACUCAGUCAGUAACAUGUUUGAUUUUCAGCGUAUCAUUUACAUUUCACUCCUCCCUAAACUAGCUGGUGUGACUGUAGACUCCCAGUGGAGCAUCAGAAUUAAAGUGAAAACGAGGCUGUGAAUGCACCUUUGAGAAAAUCUGAUCUUCUCUGAAGGUCUCUGAGCACAUCAACAGGUUGCAACGGGUUCCUAAUGCAAGUAGCAGAAUAUUUUAUUAUUUUUUUCUACAAAAACAGCUGAAAUCAUCAUGAAGCUUAUGAGCGCAGCCCCUGGUGAUGUAUUUUUGUCAGUAGAGGUCUUAUAUUCACUGCUUAGUCUCUUCAAAAACUGCUGGAUAUACAAUAUAUAUGCAUUCAUUUCCACAUAAAUUAGGAAGAUGUACAAUUUUCAAAGUUUCCAUGGCCACCGACUGUCUCAGUUUUACAUCUUACGGAACCCAUAAAAAUAAACGCAUCUCAAAAAGCACUAAUAUUCUCACAGUAACGCCGCUGCUCGCAUCAUAUUAAACUACAGAAUCCAGCUAACGCACCACACAUGUAAAUAACCAAAUGUACGUGCAUGACAUGUUGUAUUCCUGUCCAUCAGAAGGGCUUCUUAGGACCAUCUUCACACAAACUAAAUCAGUACGACCCACAUAACCAGUCACAUAUGCAUUAUCAAGGCUUAAGUGUAAAUACUGUAUAUUCAAUAUGCAGAUGUUAUUAUUAUUAUUGUAAUUAUUAUUAUCAAAAUCGCACAAACGCUGACAGAACGUAGAAGGGUUUUAGUCACAGCACACGGUUCUAUACUCAGCUCCUCAGAAAGCAUGUGUUUAAAUGUAACGUCCGCUCUGUUUUCAAUGAUGCACUGCUUCCUUAGGACCACCGUGAAAAUCGCUUCCACCGACACCCACAUUCAUUUCUGAAGGACCAGGUUUGAGAUACAGAACUUCUACUUGAUGAAACACAGAGAGCACAGUAUCCUCUUUAGAGAAAAACCUCCAACAUAUAUAUUUAUCAGUUUCUCCUAUUUGCUUCGUUUUUAUUGCAGGAAAUUUCUACAAAAAAAAAAAAAAGUGAAUUAUUCUUUGGAUGUCCAAAGCACAAUUUUCUACAAUUAUCAUUUCCUAUUGCGUUCCACUCGCCUAAAUUCUAUAUGCAAUACAAAGUUUAGCAUUAACGAGACACUAGCUGAGACUAUCAAGAUAUCUCCUCAGUGUACGAUGGGGUAUAAUUGCACUACUAUCAUUUCUAUGUAUGCUUUUCGAUGCAAUAACUGCACUAAACGUUAUGCUGUACCCACCUCCGGUUCUGGCCCAAAGGUGACGUCAACAUUUCUCGUGGUUUCUGACAAGUCGACAAGAUAAAUGAUAUCCAACGGUGUCUGAUGAUGAUGUGUACAGGGUGCAUCUUUUGUCAAUAGCACAUGUGACGGAGGGGGUGAAUAAAAACCAUUGAAGUAA